Molecule: messenger RNA, 1196 nt
Organism: Candidula unifasciata
Lineage: Eukaryota; Metazoa; Mollusca; Gastropoda; Stylommatophora; Geomitridae
Source: the annotation of a GenBank genome assembly
CGGCGAUUCCCAAGUGCUCUGGCUGUGGCGACCACAUCUACGACAGGUUUAUCCUGAAAGUCUUGGACCGCUCCUGGCACUCCAAGUGUCUUAAGUGCGCCGACUGCAUGGCUCAGCUCAGCGACAAGUGUUUCUCCAAGGGGGACAAAGUCUAUUGCAAGGACGACUUCUUCAAACGUUUUGGUACAAAGUGCGCCAGCUGCGACAAAGGUAUCCCGCCAACAGAAGUGGUGCGGCGCGCACAGGAGAACGUCUACCAUCUCGACUGUUUCGCGUGUCUGAUGUGCGCAAGACAACUCAACACUGGGGAUGAGUUCUACCUCAUGGAGGACAGAAAACUCGUCUGUAAGACAGACUACGAGGCUGCCAAAGCGAGAGAAUACGAAAUGGACUCGUCAAACAAACGCCCUAGGACAACAAUCACGGCCAAACAACUGGAGGCCCUGAAACGAGCCUACAACGAGAGCAACAAACCCGCUCGUCACGUCCGAGAACAGCUGAGUGCCGAGACAGGCCUAGACAUGCGCGUUGUACAGGUCUGGUUUCAGAACAGACGAGCCAAGGAGAAACGGCUGAAGAAGGAUGCAGGCAGACAAAGAUGGAACCCUUACUACAGACAAAUGAAGAGGGAGGGUGAACAGGAUAGCAGUCUUAGUGCAGAUGAAAGGAGUGAUGAUGGUAAGCACGAUGUCAGGCUGAACAAUGAGACAGGGAAUUGUGUCUUCAUUGUCCUCUUCUUAAGCUUCUUUUUUUUUCAUCGAAGCUUAGAUGACCUUGACAGUGCUGGAGGGCUGUCCGGAGGGCGCAUGUCAGGAGACAACUACAGCCUAGACUCAGACCUCUCUUUAGGGCCCAUAGGAUCAGGACCGCCCGGAGGCCCCAACGACGGACCAGGUCUCGAACCGUGGUCUCCUUACAGCAGCCCUUUAGGUCCCAACGUUCCACCACCACCUGCUCACGGACCUUUGUCAGGCAACGGACCUCUCGGCUCCAACAUAAGCCCUGGGUCUAUGCCGGGCGGCCCACAUCACUUUAUGGGCCGCCAUUCUCCGGGAGUCCCGCUCUCCCAUUCACAGAUGAUGCCGUUGGACGCCAUGUCCGGCAUUCCUAGAUUACUUCCUGCAGGGGAAGACAACUCUCAAGGAUAUAUGGAUUAUCCUCCUUCAUCUAAUCACAACCACGUAGAAGUUUACUGA